Monopterus albus (swamp eel) is the source of this 2338-nucleotide messenger RNA. RefSeq lists its product as uncharacterized. The transcript is spliced from 5 exons. Bases 51 to 998 code for a protein of 315 amino acids. The record is from RefSeq and is a predicted model, not a curated record. NCBI's taxonomy places the organism in Eukaryota, Metazoa, Chordata, Actinopteri, Synbranchiformes, Synbranchidae.
UGGGGUGGUUUAUUUGACAGUAGACACUUCCAUCUACAUUCCUCCAGACCAUGGAGAGACGAACAAACCGUAGAGGAAAAACUGAGCAUUUUGUUACAGGUCAGCACUUGAAGCUAGAUGAUUUGAAAAGGGUAGCUCAAGCUCUAGGUGUGGAAAACCAGUACCUCUUCAAGGAAAACAUCCCCCAAUUCCCCAAGCCGGAGUUCCAUGUGUCUCACCUGAUUCAUGACACAGAUCGAAAGGGACUGCGUGGCAUCAAGAGGGACAGUGGCUUCAGGGACCCGGGUGGCUUCAGGGGCCCAGGUGAUGACUCUCCGAACCUGGUGUGGUUGAGUCUGGCUUUGGGACCCGAUGAUAUGACAUCAGCUGAGACGAGGCUCCUGGAGAGGACCUGCCCCGACCAGACACUGGAGCAGGCCCAGAAUCAGGAGAGUUUCCUGGUUCAGCUGAGACGAGGCUCCUGGAGAGGAAUCAGGAGAUUUUGCUCCGGUGCUCAGCCUGUCAUGCGAGUGUUUGAGACCAUCCUGUACAAACAGGAAGUGAUGUAUGCUGUACUGGUCCACAGCCCAGCCAAUCAAUCUUUCUUAGAGUAUCCUCUGCUGAGUGACAACCCAAACGCAGUCUGCGUUUACAGAGACGGUUGUUUCAUCUGGAGGCCUGAGGCCAUGUGUGAGACACACAGGUACGAGUUGAUCCAGAUGCACCAAGAAAACCUAAUGGGAGUUCGAGAACUUUCUGAAAGGAUUCAACAGUUUUAUGUUUGGGACCAUGUCGCUAUUGCCCUUCAUGUGGAGGAAGGAAAGGUGCUGAAGUUUGCUGAUGGCAGACUGAGAGAGAACCUCACAUUCUGUAGGGAGGGACCAGCUGCAUACAAAAAGGAUGCCUUUCCACAUGAUCCAGAUCUUGUUGAGCAGUUGUGGCCCGACUAUCCAGGACCACUGAUGGAGACACGCUCACUCGCAGAGUCAGCUCCACGUGAACCUGCCUUCAGGGACUGACAUCUGCAGCAGGAACCCAACUCUUCUGGAAAAACCUGCAGCAAACCUUUGGGGCAUCAUGAUAGCUCUCAAACAUCCUCUAUCUGCUUUAAUUAAUUAAUUUAAUCUUUUAAGGUGUUUGCUCCUGUUACUUUUAUUAUAUUUUAUUUAUUGUUGUAAUUGUGACAUUCUCGCUCUGAGGCCUGGACUCGGACUCAACAGAAGAUGAGUAGAAGGCAGGGUGUCCUUACCUCAGGGAGGUUUUUUAUCAGGCAGAGAAAUCAGGUGAGGGCUGAGGUCAGGAUCAGCUGGACACAACCUGGAAGAGGGCAGAUGUAGGAGCUGCAGAUGUCCAGGUGGUGGGAACUCGGGGGUACGUGCAGGGCAGGUAGGAGGGGCAGGGCCUGAAAAGACAGGAGAUGUUCAUGUCGGACAACAUCGAGAAGUAAAAUGGUGAAGAGACAAACCAGGAGCUGUCAGUUCACCUGACAAUAACCAGGUUCUGCUCUAAAAUUUCAUGAAUACUCUAUACUGGAUAUGUUGAUUAUAUAAAAGGUGUGUGAAAGAUUCUCUCACUGCUUAAAAUCAGAUAUUGUUAGUGGCUUUUGUUGUGUCGAGGAUAGCCAAGAGUUGGACAGCAAUGACAGCUGAAGACAGUACUAUAAGCUUACAGAAGGAAACAACGGUGAUCAUAAAUUAUACCAAGACGAAGGUCUAAGUAAGCCCAUGAACCAGCAGCAAUACUGCAAUUCAGGAAAGAGGAACUUUUCUGUGAAUAAGGGAAGUUAGCAGACACAUCCCCACAAAAGAGGAACCGCAGGCAGAGAUGUGUGUUAAGGGAAAAGAAAAAGAGAAGAGGCACUGAGUUUAUUGAAAAGGAAAUAUGGCUUCAUGCAUAAAGUAAAGAUUUGAUUGAUCGGUGAUAAUGUUUGGUAAAGUAAUUUGUAUUCAAAAUAAUAGUGAUCUAUGUUUUAAAUUCAAUGCAUUGACAGUUUUUGAGUGACUGUGUUAUUCUGAUGGUUUAGUUAGAUGUUAAGAUGGGAUUUGUGUAUUUUGAUCAGAUGUGAGACUCUUGCAUUUUUAUCAGCCACUAGAAUGAUUUGUUUUCGAGAAAGGAGAAGUAGAUGAAGCUGAAUCACGGUGGGUGGAGUCCAGAUACAGGCAGUGAACUGGAUUUUGGCAGGAAAAGAUAUGCAACCGUUCUGAAAACAAGACUUUGCAUGCCAACAGGGGCAACUAUAAUGAUUUUAAUCAGUAUAAUAGUUUAGGUUGAUGAUUAGAAAUAGUUGAUUUAUUUAGUUGUAAGCUAAUCAAACAGGGAUUGUUGAGGAUAUUGAUAUUUUGCCUUAUUGCUUACUGCC